AUGGUCAUCGCGUGGUUCAGCCUCUUCAAGUUCAGCUGGCUGCGGAGAUGUAAGACGUGCGGCGUGCGCGGCUCCAAGUGCCUCUGCCGGCGGCCGUCGCUCGCGCUCGAGCACAUUUUCUUCCUCGAGGAGCGCAAGAACAAGUUCGGCGCGCGCAACUUCAGCCACGUGAGCGACACCAUGAUGACGUCCAACAGCACCAUGUUCACCAACAGCACGGUCAACACGGUGGGCGCCGGCCCGCCCAGCAACCUCAGCGGCUCCACGGUCGUCAUGCGCGGCGCCGGGUCCUUCGCGGACAGCGACGUGAACCCGACCGACUACUACUACCCAAUCGCGCCCUCGACCACCUCCGACGAGAAUGGCAACGAGGUCCUGACGCCCCGCAUGGACAAGAAGACGGACAUGCAGCUCCGCGCCGAGCGCCGCAGCCGGAAGACGAGGCAACGCAGCGCUAGCUACAGGAACUCCAAGGUAUCGGCUUCGGCGGACGUCGCCCCCGCCGCGCUCAUCAGGAAACAGUCGGGCCGCAUGCUGUCCAAGGCGAGACACACCGGCGACAAGAACGUGCAGCCGCCCAUUAAGGAGAUCGUGACGGGCGAGUACAUUCUGUACACGGAGGAGAACAUCCCCGUGUCGCUCCCGCACCGCCAGCAGCUCGUGCCGCACAACCGGCGGCGGUCGCGCUCCCAGCCCAAGAGCGUCAAGAUGGGAACGCGCCCACAGUACAAGGAGGAGCCCGGCGUCUCGUUCCAGUUCUACGGACGCAGCGGAAACGGCCGCGCCCCCGCUCCCCCCGCCCCCGUUCCGUCGCUCAUGUCGUCGAGCAGAAGCAUGAGCAUGCGCAGCAGCAGCAGCACCAACGACUCAUUCAUCAUGGGCUCGAGCUCCGUGUCGUCCACGCGCGCCUCGCAGUACUCGGACCGCGUGAGCCUCGAGACGAACUUCGGCUCGUUCAACCCUCCGACGGCGCUGGGCAACACGGGCCGCCUCAUCGAGAGCGGGUACGCCCCGAGUAUCCAGGAGGACGACGAGGCGCAGGCGCUGGAGCAGCUCAACGGCUGGCUCCAUGCGUCGUCCGUGUCCACGCAGGACUCCUUCAUGUUGUCGCGGUGA
Molecule: messenger RNA, 1116 nt
Organism: Phytophthora sojae
Lineage: Eukaryota; Oomycota; Peronosporomycetes; Peronosporales; Peronosporaceae
Exons: 1
Coding region: 1-1116 (371 amino acids)
Source: RefSeq, a predicted model, not a curated record